This is a messenger RNA of Mercurialis annua (annual mercury), 366 nucleotides long. RefSeq names its product protein-L-isoaspartate O-methyltransferase 1-like. NCBI's taxonomy places the organism in Eukaryota, Viridiplantae, Streptophyta, Magnoliopsida, Malpighiales, Euphorbiaceae. The record is from RefSeq and is a predicted model, not a curated record. The transcript has 2 exons. Gene Ontology annotation, biological process: protein modification process. Bases 1 to 366 code for a protein of 121 amino acids. Gene Ontology annotation, molecular function: protein-L-isoaspartate (D-aspartate) O-methyltransferase activity. Gene Ontology annotation, cellular component: cytoplasm.
AUGGAAGAGCAUUUGCAACAUUACGGGGUGAUCAGCUUCAAGAAGGUGGUUGAAGUAAUGGAAACUAUGGGUAGGGCUUUAUGUGUACCAAAACGUGCUCAAGCUUACGUUGACAGCCCCAUGCCAAUAGGAUACAAUGCUACUAUUUCUGCACCUCAUAUGCAUGCAACAUGCCUUCAGCUGUUGGAGGAGCAUCUAAAACCUGGUACGGGGUAUUUGGCAGCAUGCUUGGCCAUUAUGGUUGGACCACAAGGUCGUGCUGUUGGUGUGGAGCAUAUUCCAGAAUCGGUUACUUCGUCUAUCAAGAGUAUCAAGAAAAGUGCAGUUGCUCCAUUUUUACAGGAAUGUUCUCUCCGUGCAUGUUGA